AUGGACUCGUAUGUCAGAGACUCGGCUCGGUCGCCCCCAGAUCGAUCCUGGGCCUCUCGUGACGAGAGCAGAGGCAAGGACGACCGCGAUACAUUCUAUCGUGGCAGAUCUCCAGCCCUAGAGCGAAAUCGCCGCACGGCCCGCUCACGCUCCCCGGCAGCUGUUGACCGCUACGAACCGAGAUCCCGCGGAAGGGAUGAAUAUGGUGGUGGACGAGACCGGGACCGUGAUGAUCGUCGUCGGAUUGGAUCGCCCCCGGCCAAUAUCGAUCGCUACGUACCCGGCCAGUCACAACACCAGUCGCUGCAGCCUCCCCAGGACGGCGGGAUGGGAGUCCGUCCGCUAAUUCACCAGCAGCUGCCCCCGGCAGCGUUUGCAAACCCCAUUCCGGACCCGCUGAAACUGCCGUACCAGGUCGGAUUCUCUUUUUUUGGCGAAUGGUGGCGGGCCAACGAGAAGAUCAAGGAAGAGAAGGAGUGGCAGAGGACUGGUCGCCGUCGUGAGCCAGAGCGAAACCGGGGAGCGAAGGAGACACAAGAAGAACGCGAGAAGGAAAAGGCCAGGAUCCAGGCUGCUUAUGACUCCUACAAGGAGGAGCUGCAGGGAAAGAUGGCGCAGACGUUUGUGAAGCAGCACAAAGAAGAGCAGUGGUUCCGUGAGCGAUACGUACCCGAAAUCCGCGAGAAGCUACGCCAGCAGCUAGCUGAAUUUCGAAAGGGACAGUUCAGUCAGUGGGAGCAGGACCUGGAGUCCGGUCUCUUCGACGAGUUCACGUUGGAGGGCAUUCCCAAGAAUGAGAGCAAUGGUGCCGGCAUGACAGAGAAGGAGGAGGGAGAGGCCAACGAAGUUCUGGGCGUCGGCGAUCUGGUUCCGGCUGCCACUGCGGCCGAUAUUCGGGACGAGAGCCUCUUCCAGCCAACGCUGCUGAUCAAGACGAUCGCUCCUAGUGUGAGCCGGCAGAACCUGGAGACGUUUUGCCGCGAGCAUCUGGGCGUCAACGAGGGUGGUUUCCGGUUCCUGUCCUUGAGCGACCCGAACCCGAGCAAGCGCUACCACCGGAUCGGCUGGAUCCUGCUGAACCCUGGGCCAGACGACGGCUUUACCACAGCCGGCGGUCUGCCCGAUCCGGACAGUCUGGAUGGCGAUGUGGAGAUAUCAACUCCGAAGACAAUUUCAGUCGCCGACAGGGCUCUGGAGGCCAUUAACGGCAAGACGGUCAAGGACGAGGUACGCGGUGAUUUCGUGUGCCAUGUCGGCGUUCACAACCCACAGACAAACCCGCGCAGGAAGGCGCUCUGGGACUUGUUUUCGGCGCCUGAGCGGAUCGACAAGGAUCUGGGUCUCGUGCAGCGGCUGGUGAACCGAUUCGAGGCCGAGGUGGGAUCGGACUUCCAAGGCGUGUUGAAGAUUGAGGAGAGAGUGGAAGAGCUGAGACUUGCAGGACGGCUGCAGUCGUCGGCAGGUACGGGGGCCCAGUCCGGCAACGGCGUCGCGGCUGCUCCGAAGAAGAAGAAGAAGGCCAAGAAGGUGAGCGUGCUCGGUAUGGACGUCGCGGUCGAUGACUUUGAGGACCUGGGAGACGAGGUGGACAUGGAUGAUGACGAAGAGGAAGAAGAAGAGGGCGAAGAGGGUGCGGUGGACGAGGAGGUGGACGACGAGGAGCUGCUGUUGAAGAAGAAGCAGCUUGACCUUCUGAUCGAAUACCUGCGACGGGUUUUCAGUUUCUGCUUUUUCUGUGUGUUUGAGAGCGACUCGGCGCACGAGCUGACGCGCAAGUGUCCGGCAGGACAUCUGCGGCGGCCACGAGCGACGCUGACGGCAGCGGCCAAGGAGGUGGCGCGAGCCAGUGCCAGCGGCGAGCCGUUUCCGAGCAAGCGACGCGUGGAAGCGGCAGCGGACGCCGAGGAGGGCGAGCUGCCGCAGGAGGGCAGCGGUGGAGGUGGCGAUCGCAAGUUCCGUGGAGCGUCGGCCAAGUCGGAGCUGCAGCUGCAGCGGGCGUACAACUGGGUCAGGACGUUUGAGGAGAAGAUCAACCAGAUUCUGGAGCCGGAAUCGGUGGAUCUUCGCAAGUACGGCGGCAAGCCGGUGGACGAGGCCAUGGAUGUGGAGAUGGCCAAGUACGUGAAGCAAGAGGACGAACACAAGUGGCGAUGCCGGCUUCCCGAGUGCACGAAGUUGUUCAAGGAGGAGCACUUUUGGCGGAAGCACGUGGAGAAGCGACACACGGAGUGGUGGGAGGCGCUGAAAGAUGAUAUUGAGCUUGUCAAUGCCUACGUGUCGGACCCGUCACACAUUGCACCGUCACGAACGGACGCCAACUCCAACGGCCACUUCCCGGCUGCAAACGGACAGACACCAACAGGGACACCUCGCGGCUUCAGCCUGCAGAGCUAUGCGAUGAACAGUGUUCUGCCAUCAAUCCCCGGGUUCUCUGCACCGGGCCCGUUCAAUAUGUUCAACCCGGUGGCGAUGCAGGUGUCGAACUGGCAGGCAGCGGCCGGCGGUGCUGGCAUGAGUGCUGCUGGAGGUCCCCUGGGUGACAGCCGUGGACAGGGCCCAAUCCGACGAGGAGGACCCGGCAAUGGGCGCUACAACAAUCGGUCUGGUCCGUAUGACAGACGGCCUAUGCGCUGGAGUCAGGACGGCGGUCUGAACGGCGCUGGAGCGGCGAUGUAUGCUUCUGGCAGCAGUGGUGGUGGCGGUGGAUACAGUCGUGGAGGCAGCCGAAACGGCGGAGGUGUCGGUGAAUUCAGCGGCAGUGGAGGUCCUGGUGGUGGUGGACGUUGGGGAGACGGAGCCGGUGGCGGUGCGGCUGUCGGGCCACGCGAGGCCAUCCAGGGCCGUACGAUCAAGAGCUACGAAGACCUGGACCAGGUGACGGGUGGUGGAGGCGGCGAGCUCAACUACUAG
This is a messenger RNA of Grosmannia clavigera kw1407, 2910 nucleotides long. Its product is annotated as arsenite resistance protein. Lineage: Eukaryota; Fungi; Ascomycota; Sordariomycetes; Ophiostomatales; Ophiostomataceae. Gene Ontology annotation, cellular component: nuclear body. Bases 1 to 2910 code for a protein of 969 amino acids. The record is from RefSeq and is a predicted model, not a curated record. The transcript is spliced from 3 exons. Gene Ontology annotation, biological process: mRNA processing; primary miRNA processing.